This is a messenger RNA of Phlebotomus argentipes, 1843 nucleotides long. RefSeq names its product SET domain-containing protein SmydA-8-like. The coding region runs from base 224 to 1801 and encodes 525 amino acids. The transcript has 3 exons. Lineage: Eukaryota; Metazoa; Arthropoda; Insecta; Diptera; Psychodidae. The record is from RefSeq and is a predicted model, not a curated record. Gene Ontology annotation, molecular function: protein binding.
AAUUGAGAGACUGUCUCGAAAUAAAUCUUCAUCUGUGCUCGCGCAAAGACUUGCCAUUUGUCUGACUGAUUUGUGAGCGACAAGAGGUAUUUAGAAGGCGAAAUUGCUCGUGAACAAAUUGUCGCGUGUUGAAGAAGUGUAUCUAUAUCUUGAUGAGAUGUGACGGAAGGAGUUAUUGAAGAAGACAUUCGGUGACACAGCUCAUAACUGUCUUUCCGGCGUGAUGCCGUCAAUCAACUUGUGUCCUGUGUGCGGCGUCGAGGCGUUCCUCAAGUGCGCCGGCUGCAAGAAUGUCGUGUACUGUGGCAAAGAUCACCAGAAGAUCCACUGGCGAAAGGGUCACAAGGUCAUGUGCAAGUGCUUUGAGCUGAAAGUGGAUGAAGUGAUGGGAAGAUAUCUCGUCGCCACGCGAGACAUUAAGCAAGGCGAAGUGAUCCUGAAGGAGAGACCAAUGGUCAUUGGCCCCAAAAUCAACUCUCGCGUCUUGUGUCUCGGUUGCCAUCGCUUCCUGAGCCUUCAGCCCAAGCAGAAGAACUACUACAAGUGCUCCCAAUGCAAUUGGCCUCUCUGUGGCGCUUCCUGCGAGCAGUCCUUCGUCCACCAGGCUGAGUGCUCUCUAAUGGCCUCGCGGAAGUUCAAAGCUCAGAUUAAUGCUUCUCCUGGGGAUGAGAACAAGAGGGAAGCCGCGUAUUGCGCCAUUGUUCCGCUGCGAUGUUGCUUGCUGAAGCAAUCGGAUCCACUGGACUUCGAGAGGAUGCUGGAUCUGCAGUCUCACCUGGAAAGGCGAAUUGACACGCCUCUCUACAGAAUUCUGAAAGCCAACUUGCUGACCUUCAUCAGGACCAUCCUGAAGGUGGACAUUGACGAGGAGACUGUCAUGAAAAUCGCUGCAAUUCUCGACACGAACACCUUCGAAAUCCGCCAUCAACAUCGGAACAUCAAAAUCAGAGGACUUUAUCCAACUGCGGCGAUGAUUUCGCACAGUUGCGUCCCCAACACUGCCCACACCUUCAGUGAGGAUUUUGACUUCAUCCUGAUAGCCACAGUUGCCAUCACCAAAGGAUCUCCCAUCUUCACCACUUACGGUCAGACGUUGGAAGCGACGCUGCAGCGACGAGAACAUCUGCGCCAGAAUAAGUUCUUCGAUUGCUUCUGCGAGAGAUGCGGAGAUCCAACGGAAUUGAGCACCUUCGCGGGAUCUUUCAUCUGCUCAAAGUGCAACAGUGGCAAGAUGAUCCCUAUGAAUCCCUUUGAAGACGCCGCUCCGUGGAAAUGUUCCGCUUGUGAGCUCACAAUUCCUGCACAGCAAGUGAUCAAGGGGAACAAGGCGAUCCAAAUGGAGAUCGCCGCUCUGGAUCAACACUCGCCGAAGGAAUUCGAAGCGUUCCUGAUCAAGUACAGGGAUGUUCUCCACGGGACCAACACGCAUAUGCUUCAGGUGAAGUACGCCCUGAGUCAACUGUAUGGCAACAUUCCGGGCUACUUUCCUGCAGAGCUGAGCGAUGCCGCUCUCAUCCGGAAGAUUGACAUCUGCCGCGAGCUGCUGGAAGUGGGAAAUCUAGUGGAGCCCGGACUGAGCUUCUUCCGCGGUUAUCUCCUCAUGGAUCUCCAGACUGUGCUGGCGAUCCAAGCGAAGCGUGACUUCGACAACAAGAGCGCCAAUCGCGAGCAAACUCUCUCGAAACUCAGCGACGCCAUGGAUUUGCUGCAGGAAGGCGUGAAAAUCCUGAGCCCCAAUCCUGCCCUGAAAGACUACGUCAAUGAGAAAGUCCAGGAACUAACGAACUGGAUGCAGUUCUAGAAUGUAUUUUGUGUUCAAAAUAGAAACAUGUUCAGUAGCCCA